Molecule: messenger RNA, 3354 nt
Organism: Pocillopora verrucosa
Lineage: Eukaryota; Metazoa; Cnidaria; Anthozoa; Scleractinia; Pocilloporidae
Source: RefSeq, a predicted model, not a curated record
GCGGACGUUUUGUUUGGUCUGGCGCGUUGACAGUUUCUUUGUUCGUUGGUGAAAAGCGCGCUGAAAGAAUGCAACUAAAAUGUCGCGCAAUAAUUCUUUUACUUGCGACGAUUCGCCGCAUGUAUUUCGCACGAGAUCAGCUGUGCUAAAGCUGUUAGAGCAAGUAAGAGCAGAAAAACCGUCUCUUCGUGUGAUCUCAAAACCGUCGGAGCCUGUGGUAAACAGAAAUUCAAAAUUGAAAUUUCCAGACCCGAAGAAGGAUUGUUUCGUUAGUCUUAAAGUCAGCAGUCAUAAUGGAAAGCUCUGUUUGCCGAUUAACUACGAGACUCUGGACGAGAGCGAUCAGAAAUGUUAUGGUGGAUUGAGGUACAUUUUACAAGUCUUAUCCGUAAACAAACUUGUACUGAAUGGCAAACAGCCGAGAUCAAACGAGUGUCAAGAGGAUUUUUGUCGUUUUUCACCACUUUCAACACACAAGAAAGGCUCAGCUAAGAACUGCCUUGGUUUCUGGUUUCGGUUUUUUGGCAAAGAUGCGACAAUUCGCAUAACUGUUGCCCUAAAGAUCGAUUUUGUGUUUGCUAGAAAGUUGAUAGGAAAGAGACUACUCACAGAUCCAUUGUUUCAAGAUGAUGGAAUGGUUUCAAGUUUAGAGUUUGAUAUUUCCACCUGCAUGAGAUCCUCGCUCAAGAUUGCUUCAGAAAAAAAUGGAUUGAUCAAUGCCGCUAAAAUUUUCCCCUCUCUGUAUCUGAACCAAGAAUACAAGAGAAUUGUCACUAAAUUUAAAGAUUUGAGGCAGAAACUUAAUUUCAAGGAAUUGGACAAAUUUUUUGCUCAAACAUUGGAAAGGCUCAGUGAUAAUGACCUGAGAGUUGUUCUUUUCCUUGAGCAAAGUCAAGAAGCCUGUCGCAAGAAGCUUUAUGAAAAGUCAAAACAGCUUCUCAAGCAAGCAGUUGACAGUACAGCCAAAUGCAAAAACAAAACCUUGCUGAUAGGCCGAGCUUAUUUGUAUUUGUCAUAUGUCCAUGAAAAAGAUGGCUAUCUUGGAAAUGCAGAAGAAUGUUUAACAAUUGCCAGGAAAAAGCUGCAAACUUUGGAGGUGUGUGAAGACACUGGAGACCUGUGCUUUCAGGAAGGACUUAUUUUGACCAGUUUUGCCCAGAAAAUGCCUAAGUUUGCUUUAAAACUGAUCUCAGAGGCUAUGUUCAAAUUCGAACAAGCUGCAGCAAUAUUUACCAAUUGCCUGACUGUUGACAGUGCCCUGGACAAGUUGUGUUGCUCGUACAUAAGACUAGCCUCAUUGUUGCUUAAACAGACCGCAGAGGGAUCAUGUUCACAACACAAGAUUGAUGUGUCAAACAAACAUCUUGAAUGGGUGGCAGGUCGUUUGGAUGAGUUAUCUGAGCAGACUAAAUUCCAUUUCUACGUUUGCAACACAGAGCUGCUUUACCAGAAAAGGCAGUUUGAGGAAGCUCAGAAAAGUCUUGAUGUUGCUUAUCAGAUUGCCAAGGCUUGUCAGUUUGAAGAGCAAACUCUGUGGGAAGAAUUACCUGGAAGCAAUUGCUGCAGUGAUCACUACUUCCAAGAAGCAUCAAGUAAUAAGGAACCAGCUGAUGACUUGGUGGUUGAAAAUUUUGUUGUUGAUGAUGUCUCUCCUGGCUAUCUGGCUGAUAUGAGCUCAUGAGUGAUGAAAGGGGUACCAUAAGCUGUCAUGGGUGGGAGAUGUGGGGCUUUAUACUGUAGCCUACGUGUAGCAGUACCCUCCCCCUAAGGUGAAACGGGAGCAAGGGAAUUCCCUUUCCUUUCUUCUUGAAAUGUCUCUAUUUCAAAAGUUGCGCAAACUUGCCUCAAAACCUCUUCGUAGAUCGCUGUCGUCUGAAAAAUUGACCUCCAAAGCAUUUUGUUCACCAUCUUGUUGGUUAGUAUGAAAAUAAAUUACCAACUCUGGCCAAUCAGAAUUGAUGAAAGAAUCAACAAAAGGGGUUAACCAAUCAAAAGUCAUAAUAUAUUUUUUUGCAAAAGAGUGACGACAUGGAAAACAAUUAAUGUCAGGUUUGCUUAGGUGUUCCCUCAUCACCUUGGGGGGGGGGGGAGGGUACAGCUACAUAUAGGCUAUUUAUAUUUAUAGUGUUAACAUAUCUUACAAUAUUAGUUUUCCUUGGAAUUCUUUGGUGUUUUUAUAUCCUUUCACUCCCAUGAAUGACCAAAAAGGAAUUUCUCCUUAGAAUUUUUACUACAUUUUCAGGCAUUCUCAUCAACUGAUAUUGUAUUGAUAUUGUCAAGAGAAAUUCUCUCUUGGUCACUUAUGGGAGUUAAAAGGUAAUACCAUGUAACUUUGAAUAAGGAACAUGGUAAGGUUUUGAGCUUGGUAAAGAAAUGGUGAAAGAUGUUCCUUGUGUCUUGUCACAAGUGUGGGGGUGAAUAAGAAAGAAUUCUGAGUCCCCAUGAGGAAUUGAUCCUCAGAUCUUCAGAUUUAAUGCUCUGUGGCUUAGUGGUAGAGCACCAGAGCACUGAAUCUGAAGGUCUAAGGUUCAAUUCCUUAUGGGCAAUCAGAAUUUUAUUCUUCAUCCCAUGCUCCUGACAAGACAGAAAAAAUCCUUUCUAUACCAUGUAUGCUUAAUUGAAUAUUGUAUACACUAUACAAGGCUUUAAUUUUGUAUUGUGAAAAAAAAAUUCAUUUCUUUCUGGAAUGGUUAAUUUGCAGGUACAUUUAUUGCAAAGAUUUUUAUGGAUGUUUUAUAUAAGGUGUUUCAAAUUAACAUAACAAUUAUGAUAUACAAUGAUUCCACAAAUUAAAUUCAUUUAGUGCCAGUAUUUUUAUCAUAUAAUACAUGGUAUUUCUAUCAGCAAAGCAUUGGUGCAUAUCAGUGUCGGAAGACAUUUUCCUUUUAUCAGAUCUCUCAAGUAGUACUUGAGCCCUGAUUAGUCAAUUUAGCAGGUCAUAUUCAAAGCUAUGUUUGAAUUCAAGUCUUCUCUCUCCAUUCGAUAACCAGAGACAUAAUAAAUAGUUUUCUUGGUCCAUACUGUAAGUUAUGGAACACCAUUUUCCCACUUGAAUUUAUGGCCUACACACUUCAUGGUUUGGCUAUAAAUCUGAGCAGAAAAAAUUUGGUCUGUAACUUACAGCACAGACCUGGAACUCAGUUAGUAAUGGUAUGUAACUAUCUUUGAGAUUUCCAACCCAUGUGUUGGUGCAUGUGUUCAUUGUGAGUAUGUCUGGAGCAUGAAUUCUCUUCUCAACAAUUGUCAUUGUCAGUGGUCAAUCUGAGAUUAUUUAUUUAAGUGUAGGAAAGUAUUUAAUGUCUCUUAUGGAAUACAGUCUGCCAAAUCAUAUAAAUAUCUAGAAAAGCAGUUGUG